AUGCCGGCCACCGACUGCCUUCAGCCACCCCUCACCCCCGCCGAGCGGGCCAUCGUCAAAUCCUACGGUGGCUGGACGUAUUUCCUGAGGAGCUUCGGACUCAAGCCUUGGAAUACGGAAGAGGCCGAGGAGGGAAAGCAAAUCCUUGAGGCCUUUGCUCGUGCAGAUGAUGAGGAGAGCGCUUAG
Messenger RNA from Penicillium paradoxum, 186 nucleotides. RefSeq lists its product as uncharacterized. NCBI's taxonomy places the organism in Eukaryota, Fungi, Ascomycota, Eurotiomycetes, Eurotiales, Aspergillaceae. The transcript has 2 exons. The coding region runs from base 1 to 186 and encodes 61 amino acids. The record is from RefSeq and is a predicted model, not a curated record.